AGCCUCUGAGCUGAUAAGAGCUCCCCAGUGACUCUCUUCACAUACCAGCUCGGGGGCCCCGCCGAGCAGCCAGCACCAUGAAGGACGAGGUGGCUCUUCUGGCCACUGUCACCCUCCUGGGAGUCCUGCUGCAAGCCUAUUUCUCCCUGCAGGUGAUCUCGGCGCGCAGGGCCUUCCGCGUGUCGCCGCCGCUCACCACCGGGCCGCCGGAGUUCGAGCGCGUCUACCGAGCCCAAGUGAACUGCAGCGAGUACUUCCCCCUGUUCCUCGCCACGCUCUGGGUCGCCGGCAUCUUCUUUCAUGAAGGUACCGCGGCCCUGUGCGGGCUGGUCUACCUGUUCGCGCGCCUCCGCUACUUCCAGGGCUACGCGCGCUCCGCGCAGCAAAGGUUGAGCCCAAUGUACGCGAGCGCGCGCGCGCUCUGGCUGCUCGUGGCGCUGGCGGCGCUCGGCCUGCUCGUCCACUUUCUCCCCGGCGCGCUGCGCGCCGCGCUCCUCGGACGGCUCGGGAAGCUGCUGCCCGGGGCCUGAGGUGGAGGACGCCCGGUCGGCGGAACCGGAGAAGAGCCGGAGCUUCCGGGAGGACGGGAGGGGUGCUCGCCCCAUCCCAAUCUCCAAUUAAAGUGCCGAU
Neomonachus schauinslandi (Hawaiian monk seal) is the source of this 630-nucleotide messenger RNA. It is a transcript of the gene LTC4S, whose product is annotated as leukotriene C4 synthase. Gene Ontology annotation, biological process: leukotriene biosynthetic process. The transcript has 5 exons. Gene Ontology annotation, cellular component: membrane; nuclear envelope; endoplasmic reticulum. Bases 78 to 530 code for a protein of 150 amino acids. Gene Ontology annotation, molecular function: glutathione transferase activity; glutathione peroxidase activity; enzyme activator activity. The record is from RefSeq and is a predicted model, not a curated record. NCBI's taxonomy places the organism in Eukaryota, Metazoa, Chordata, Mammalia, Carnivora, Phocidae.